Halichondria panicea is the source of this 1494-nucleotide messenger RNA. RefSeq names its product TNF receptor-associated factor 5-like. Lineage: Eukaryota; Metazoa; Porifera; Demospongiae; Suberitida; Halichondriidae. The record is from RefSeq and is a predicted model, not a curated record. The transcript has a single exon. Gene Ontology annotation, molecular function: zinc ion binding; protein binding. The coding region runs from base 115 to 1362 and encodes 415 amino acids.
AGUACAUAUCACAUGACUCCUCUGGCCUACACAAACUGACCUUAUACCAAAAAUUCUUGAGGCUUAAAACCACAGAAGACUCAGAGAGAUAACACUUUCAGUACUAUUAGAGCAAUGGCUAGUCCAGUUAAUUACGAGUUUGUAGACAAAGUACCGGAAGAUCAUCAGUGCACUAUUUGCGCUAACAUUCUAACGGACCCAGUACUGACCGAAUGUUGUGGCCAACUUUUUUGUGAUGGCUGUCUAAAAAAAUGGCUACAGAGGCAAAAUACAUGCCCACAUUGUCGAAAGGCUAACUUCAAUAAUAUGGUAAAUAAACGAAUGAAACGAGCCAUCGAUAACUUGAAGAUCUACUGUCCUAAUCGCUCCAAAGGUCGUGACAAAUUCACUACACUGGGUGAACGAAAUCAACAUCUCGAGAAAUGCUUGUUUGUGAAAGUGAAAUGCAGCGAAAAUUGUGGAGAAAGAAUGCUACGAAAAGAGCUUCAAGAUCACGAGGACAACAAAUGUCCAAACCGUCGGGCACGAUGUCAGUAUUGCAGCAAAGAGGGAAUGCACAAAGAAAUAACAGCCAAAAGUCACUUGGACAAAUGUUCACUUUUUCUUAUUUCUUGCCCCAACAAUUGUGGACAUGAGAAAAUACAGCGCUGGAUCUUAGCAGGUCACCAGAAGAUGUGCCCUCUUGAGCCAGUAAAGUGUCCCUUUUUUGAAGCUGGGUGUACGAAAAUGAUUUUCCUAAAAAAUCUGGCAGCACAUAAAGCAUCAAACACAGAGCACCACCUAGAGCUAGUGAUGGCAGAGACUGUUACGCUUAAACAAAAUACAGUCAAGUUAGAGCAACUCUCACUCAAGUUUGAUGGCCUAGCAUCUUGUGUAACUAAGCAACUAGGCACUAUCGAUUCUAGCCCUCGAACACAAGCAGCUGUCAAUAACAUCAAAAGCUCUCUAGAGACAAUGACCACAAUGCUAGCACCAGGUGACACACGAUACUACCUACCACUAAUUAAACAAUCACAGUACACCGCUCGAUCAGCUUCGUUCUACAUCAAACCUGGCUACAAAAUGUAUAUACAUAUUGAUAAAGGAGAUGAUUGCAAGGUCUUUUUGGAGAAAGGUGAACACGAUCACCAACUAAAGUGGCCUAUGCCUAAAAUGAAUAUUGAACUCAGUACUAAAAAGAACGAAAUCCUGUGUACAGCAACAAUCUGCACCGACAGAUGUUGUGGCAUUACGGUGAACCGACUAGAGGGGGACAGAACAAAGCAAGCCAUCAUCCAAGACAAAGAGUUCUAUCUUCUAGGUCGAGCAGUUCCUCCAAGAGACUUUGUAUUUUUAACAGUGAUAGACCACAUGCACAUGUAGUGUGUAAUGCCAUUACUAAUGCAUGGAGAGAAUAUAUACCUUUAAGAAAUUAAUGUCAAUAGGGACAUAUGUAUAAAAGUUAUUGUUCCUUGUUAAGGAUCAUACACACAAACUGCAAUUGACCUUUUACAA